This is a messenger RNA of Hibiscus syriacus, 247 nucleotides long. Its product is annotated as metallothionein-like protein 1. The transcript has 3 exons. The coding region runs from base 19 to 243 and encodes 74 amino acids. Gene Ontology annotation, molecular function: metal ion binding. The record is from RefSeq and is a predicted model, not a curated record. Lineage: Eukaryota; Viridiplantae; Streptophyta; Magnoliopsida; Malvales; Malvaceae.
UUCACUUUCUCGAGAAAAAUGUCUUCAGGGUGUAAUUGCGGUUCUAGCUGCAGUUGCGGCGACAACUGUUCAUGCAACAGGAACCUUAACCUGGGAUUCUCAGAGAAGCCGAUCAGUACUGAGACCAUCAUCUCCGGAGUUGCGCCAGUGAAGAUGACCUUUGAUGUAUCGGAGAUGAGCACUGAAUCAGGACACGGAUGCAAGUGUGGAUCAAACUGCACUUGCGAUCCAUGCAACUGUUAACCGA